Messenger RNA from Sinocyclocheilus rhinocerous, 946 nucleotides. Its product is annotated as histone H1-like. Gene Ontology annotation, biological process: nucleosome assembly. Gene Ontology annotation, cellular component: nucleosome. The transcript is spliced from 2 exons. The coding region runs from base 105 to 737 and encodes 210 amino acids. Gene Ontology annotation, molecular function: structural constituent of chromatin; DNA binding. The record is from RefSeq and is a predicted model, not a curated record. NCBI's taxonomy places the organism in Eukaryota, Metazoa, Chordata, Actinopteri, Cypriniformes, Cyprinidae.
ACACGGUUCUCAUGCGGUGGUUAAAUGCGCAGCGCCGCCCAGCAGCGGCUCAUUGUUGAUCAUCAGUCAGUUUGUGUUUGAGUCCAGAUCCGAUCAGAGAGAUCAUGGCAGAAACCGCUCCAGCAGCUGCCGCGACCAAAGCGGCCAAGAAGAAAGCAGCGGCUAAACGCAAGACAACGGGCCCAAGCGUCAGCGAGCUCAUCGUUAAGGCUGUGUCCGCAUCUAAGGAGAGGAGCGGUGUGUCCCUCGCCGCCCUGAAGAAAGCGCUCGCUGCCGGUGGCUACGAUGUGGAGAAGAACAACUCCCGCAUCAAGAUCGCCGUCAAGAGUCUGGUGACUAAAGGCACCCUGGUCCAGACCAAAGGAACCGGCGCCUCCGGCUCGUUCAAACUCAACAAGAAACAAGCCGAGACCAAGACAAAACCCGCGAAGAAAAUCGCUCCUAAAGCCAGGAAGCCCGCAGCCAAGAAACCUGCCGCCACUAAGAAGCCCAAGACCGCAGCAGCGAAGAAGCCUAAGCCCAAGACCGCAGCAGCGAAGAAGCCCGCCGCUAAGAAAUCUCCGAAGAAGGCCAAGAAACCCGCUGCUAAAAAGUCAACUAAGAGCCCCAAAAAAGCAAAGAAACCAGCGACUCCUAAGAAGGCAGCCAAGAGCCCUAAAAAGACCAAGGCAGCCAAACCCAAGACGGUGAAACCCAAAGCCGCGAAGCCUAAAAAGACAGCAGCCAAGAAGAAAUAAACUCAAGUCAUUAAAAAAAAAAGUUUUAUCAAAACGGCUCUUUUAAGAGCCACCCACUAAUUCAAAGUGAGAGCAUUGUUUCUGUUUAAAGUAAUGUUGUAUUUUGACGUUAUUGAUACCUGAAUGUGAAUAUUCUGCUACAAGUGAGACAUUUAACUUGAAUCAUUAUUAUGCUUAAAACCAAUUAAAUAAAUACUAGGCGAUGGAGG